This is a messenger RNA of Drosophila rhopaloa, 7818 nucleotides long. It is a transcript of the gene Lrrk, whose product is annotated as leucine-rich repeat serine/threonine-protein kinase 1. Bases 89 to 7447 code for a protein of 2452 amino acids. The record is from RefSeq and is a predicted model, not a curated record. Lineage: Eukaryota; Metazoa; Arthropoda; Insecta; Diptera; Drosophilidae. The transcript has 11 exons. Gene Ontology annotation, molecular function: protein kinase activity; ATP binding; protein binding. Gene Ontology annotation, biological process: protein phosphorylation.
AGUUCAGUUUUCGCAAGCGCCGCGUUCGGUUCUCUUCUCCGAUGCCAAUUAAUUUUUGGGGCUCUGUCGCGCCGAUUUGGGUUACAUAAUGUCUUGGAAAUUCAGCAUGGAGCAGGCCAAGCCUGGCACCGAAACCGCUCUGGAGGCCUGCGACUAUUUCGUGGAUGAGGUCAUUGAGCCGUCCUCACUACGGGAUGCUCGGGAGGAAGUGCGUCAGAUCAAGCAUGGAGAGCUACGAGCAUCAGUGAGUGCCGGAGAUGAGCGGACUGUGCGGGUCCUGCUGGCGGCCCUGGGGACUGAGCGGCAGAUUAUAGUCAAUAUGGCUCCUGCAGGAGCGAAUACUCUGCUUUUCAUAGCUUGUCAGUCAGGAUAUGAGAGCAUCACCCAACGGCUGCUGGAUGCUGGAGCGGAUGGCCGUUCCCAUGCCGUCACCAAAUACUCACCUCUCUACGCCGCCGUCCAUAGCGGUCACUUUGGCAUUGCCCGGCUGAUACUGGACCGCUUUCCGGAAUUGAUCCAGCAGCCAACCGUCGAGCGCUGGCUCCCGCUGCACGCGGCCUGCAUCAAUGGACACAUCAAGCUGCUGGAGCUUCUUAUCAGCUACAGCUAUCCUGACUACCUCUACCAGACAUAUCGCGACGAGGAGGGCCAGUGGGAAUGGCGGCUGCCCUUCGAUGCUAACGCCCACGAUGUGACAGGUCAGACCAGUCUGUAUAUAGCAAGCAUUCUGGGAAACAAGCAGCUGCUUGGGGUACUCCUCAAAUGGCAGCUUCACUGCCGCCGUACGUUGGGCGAUUCCGCCAGCUCGGUGAGCACUCCUAUCACGCCCACCAGGAAACGCAUUUCGUUUGGCAUUCAGGCCAUCAUGUCCAAGCUGCACAUAUCUAGUGAACUGGAAGGUCCCGAAGACCAAGCUACCCAGGAGUCAACAGAAUGCCAAAAAUGUCCCAUCAACGUUAAUCUUCUGUGUGGAGCGGCGAGGGAAACAGCAUUGCUUGCGGCGGUUCGGGGUGGCCACUUGGACGUGGUACAGGCUCUUCUGCAACACGGAGCCAAUCCUAAUAUUGUGGCUAAGCCAGUGGAGGAUCACAACGACCCCAAGUGCUGCGAGGAGAUAUAUGGACUGAGCAAUGUCCCUAUUGCCGAGGCCUGCAAGCAAAAGUCCCUGGCAAUGUUGGAUCUCCUGCUGAAACAUGGAGCCCACGAUGAAAAUGGUUCGGCUAUCGGCAUGGCCAUAACUGGCGGCGAUGAGGCAAUCCUGAGUCGCCUCUUGGCCCGACGGGUACAUCCGGACUCGGACUACAAGAUCAACAAGAAGGGCCUACCGACACCGGUGGAGGUGAACGUUUUUUUGCCGUCCACCAGCAACAUAUCGUACAGCGCCAUGUUCCCCAACGUACCCACCAUCAUCGACUGGCACAGCUUGGGCUCCAGCGUUCAGUUGUCUGUGGUAAGAGUGCCCUGGAUGGUCAGUGGAGUGCUGCUCCUGAAUCCCAAGCUGCAGUCGCAUCCCCGUCUUAACGAGGUUGCUCUGACUGCAAUCACGCGAAUCGAUUUCUCGCACAAUGUUCUCACAGCAAUUCCGCAAGAAUUGUUCCAUCUGGUUAGCCUGAAGUAUCUUAAUGUGGCUCAAAACAAGAUCACUGAAUUACCCGCGCCCAUGGGUAAAACCUAUGCCUGUCCUGUUCUGGACGAGCUUUUUCUGCAAGACAACCAAUUAACAACUUUACCGGCUGCCAUCUUUCACCUUCCUGCUCUCUCUAUUUUGGAUAUUUCAAAUAACAAGCUGCAACAGCUUCCCUUCGACCUGUGGCGUGCGCCCAAGCUGCGCGAGUUGAAUGUGGCCUUUAACCUAUUGAAAGAUCUUCCAGUGCCGCCGAUGCAGACGAGCAGCUCACUUCUGAGCCUGGAUAAACUGCAACUGCAAAGUUUCGAGGAGCCGCAGUCAAACAAGCCGCGAAACGUGACUCAGCAGCGGCUAACCCAUCGCAAUCUCUGGUCCGCUUCGUUAGACAUAACCGACAACGACAUGAAAUGGCAGAAUGAGCAGGAUUUCGGCGACGGAAAGACACCUGGAAUGGGUUCUUCACAGCUUAGUAGUCUAAAUAUAGCGAAUAACUUGUUCACCAGCAUUCCGGCUGCUUUGCCCUGUCUGGCGGUUAAUUUAACCCGGCUAAACAUGUCAUACAACAGUCUGCGUUCUAUGGGCCAUGUAACAAGCUAUCCGGCCACGCUAAAGCAGUUGGAUCUAAGCCACAACGAGAUCUCUUGCUGGCCAAGUUUGCCUCGGAUUACCGAAUCGGAUCCGCACCUACUGUGUUACAGCUGUGUCCAGCUGCCGGAGGGUCGGGAGGAGGAGCAAGCUUACAAGACGACGUCCUCAAAGGGGAGCUGCUCCUCCGUCACCUCCUUCCGCGCUUCGGUAUUGAAGAGCGUGUGCCGGCACAGGCGUCAUCUGCGUCUGGAGGCGCUGCGCACGUUGAUCCUGGCGGACAACCUGCUCACACGCAUCCAGCUGUCGACCGACGACGCCACAACGCUGUUCAAUGAGAGCGAGGACGCCGACUGGAGUGUGGUAGGCGUGAACCGAUCCAAGGUGAUAUUUCCCAACCUAUCUAUGCUGGAUAUGACCAAUAAUUGUCUGAAGGAGAUUCCCGCCUCGUUGCACGAGCUAAGCAGUUUGUCAGUGCUGAACAUUAGUGGAAACGUUAAUAUCACAGAGCUGCCGCCCCAUUUGGGGCUUCUCUCGCGACUUUGGAAUCUCAACACGCGCGGAUGCCUCCUGCAAGAGCCACUGCGCUCAAUGAUCGAAAGCAAGAAGCAUAAGACUAUGGACAUCGUGGGCUACCUUAAGUCUAUCUACGAGGAUGCUCAGCCUUAUGCGAGAAUGAAGCUGAUGGUUGUGGGUGUGGCUGGAAUCGGCAAGAGCACACUGCUCGAUUUGUUGCGCCAGGGUGCGGGAUCAGGUUCCAGCUCCAGUUCGCAUAGAUCUCGCGCCAGCGAAAAUCAUUGGGCCAAGCGAAUGGGACUCGCGCGUAGCACCUCUCGAUCGCACCGCCAUUCUUCCGCCUCCAGCGCGAAUAUAUCCACGGUAGGUGUGGACAUCGGAACCUGGAUUUGUGAGAAGCGGAAGCGAGCGCCCGGCUCCCAUGGGCCGGUGGUGUUUCGUACUUGGGAUUUUGGCGGCCAGAAGGAGUACUACGCAACCCAUCAAUACUUCUUGUCCAAGCGGAGUCUGUAUUUGGUGCUGUGGCGCAUCAGUGAUGGCCACAAGGGUCUGGCGGAACUGCUGCAGUGGUUGGGCAACAUUCAAGCGAGGGCUCCAAACUCUCCCGUAAUCAUUGUGGGCACACACUUUGAUGCGGUCGGCGAAUCCAUCUCUCCUCAGCAGGCGGAGCAACUGCAGCAACUAAUUCGGGAGAAGUUCAUUGCUAUUCCCGAUGCGGAAAAAAUCGGGCUGCCACGAGUGAUUGACUCCAUUGAAAUUAGUUGUCGUACCCUACAUAACAUCCAUUUGUUGGCCAACAUCAUUUACGACACCGCCAUGCAACUGCGGUCUCCUGGCUCCAAGGAGCCAAUGCUGCUGCAGAAGAUCCCCGCCAGCUACAUUGCCCUAGAAGACAUUGUGAAUGUGAUUGCCUGCAAUUUACGCGCAGCUGGCCGAGAUCCUGUCCUGGAUGGCGAGCAAUACAGGCGCUUGGUCACCGAGCAGAUGCGUCUGCACAAUUACAAGAGUUUUCGGGAUGCCGCUGAGCUGCAGCAGGCAACCACUUGGUGCCACGAAAAUGGAGUUUUGCUGCAUUACGACGAUGCUACGCUCAGGGACUACUACUUCCUAGAUCCGCAGUGGCUUUGUGACAUGCUGGCCCAUGUGGUCACCGUGCGCGAGAUCAACCCAUUUGCCCCGACGGGUGUAAUGAAGUUGGACGAUCUCCAGCUGCUUUUCCGCAGUGUACAAGUUCAAGGAAAUGGAAACCGGAGCUAUAUUGUAAGCUUGUUGAACAAGUUCGAAGUAGCACUGACGUGGGACUCGAGAACUCUGCUCAUUCCGUCCUUGCUGCCAAUGCAAGAAGCAGCUACGCCCAAUUCUGGUAGCACAGUGAAGCUUUCGCAACGUUCCCGCGGUCGUAGUUUAGGUUGCUCCGUCUCGCAAGAAGUUAAUCUCAAUAAUCUGAUCUAUGAACAGAGUUCAACCCAUUCUUCACCAUCUUCAUCUGCUAAUGCUAGUCAGGGACUGCGACGCAUUCUUCUGAUGACUUAUUUCCCGUCGGGAUUCUGGUCGAGAUUAAUAACGCGCAUUCUAGCCGAUGAACAGAUCAUCGAGGCUAUCCGUGGCGUAUAUGUAGCUUCGCAGGAAAAGUAUGUGGAUUUUGAUCUGCGCACAUCAUUGGAGCAGGACACCCAAUGGAAUCUGUGGCAGACAGGCCUAGCCCUAUACUAUGGACCAAUCUUAAUAUUUAAGAUCUGGGAAGUCCCCUUUCAAAACACAGAGCGAACGCAACCGCUCCGCACAAAUGGCAACCGCUUUAAGCUGAAAUUAGAUGGUAUAUGGAGCGACGUCAAUCUGAGCUCCUCUAGCAUUCUGGAAGUCUACUUUCCACUUCAUGAAGUGAACAUAUCCCAGGAAGUCGAUGACCGAGAACGCCAGUUGUUGGCCGAACUGCAGCCGCAUUUGUCCCAGGUGGCCAAACUGUUGGCCCUAGCAGUGGAUCAUAUUGAUUUACUUCUAGAGGAUUGGUAUCCUUCGCUGGGAACGCGGUUUGUUCACACUUCGGAGGGCCGGUUUCUGAUCACGCGAUUGGUGUUGUGUCCGCGCUGUCUCUGGAAGCUGCAGUUGCAGCACAGCAACGAACCUGUGGAUCGGGAGCUGCCUCCCAUGGGAUGCAACAGACCAAGUCGAAGUAGCAGACGAGGGGCGGGAGCAUACUUCCUGCACGGCGUAGGUGACCCCGGUGAGGACGGUGCUUUGAACGUGUUUUCUGCAUAUCUUAACGCCACAGCAAGAAGAGAGCGACGUUCCGAGGAUUCAUUGGGAGCCGGGUCGGAUGCUGACUCAGGCGUGGGUCCCGAUUCCGCUGGUUCGUCACGCAACACUUCGGUUGACGGACAUCCAGGCUAUCACCUGCCUGAUAACUCAAAUGUUUGCUACGCCUGGAUGAUUGAGGAGUGCAUCCUGUCCGUUUACAAUCAAAGCAAGAUCAGCUGCCCAGUGCAUCUUGAACAGUCGAUGGCCCAACUAGCUCCGGAUGUCAUAUUUGCUGAUAUACCUGAUAAGCACACUAUUCCACCCGAGUGCAUCAUAAAGGGAUCACUGCUCGGGCGAGGAGCAUUUGGAUUCGUCUUCAAAGCGAACUGCAAGAUAAGGGGCGCCAGAUCCUUCAAGCCGGUUGCCAUGAAAAUGCUCCAGCCAGUUCCUCCCGGAGCUCGGGCCAAGGAGAGCGCUUUGAUGGCCUUUAAAGUGGCUUUAGGCAAAUGGGACCGGGAUCCGUUGCAGCACUCCUGCAAAGCCUACUGUACUGCUCGUCAGGAAUUGGCCGUACUACUAACACUUAAGCAUCCUAACAUUGUGCCACUGGUGGGGAUCUGCAUUAAACCAUUAGCUUUGGUCCUGGAACUAGCUCCUUUGGGCGGUCUGGACGCUUUGCUUCGACAGUACCGACGCAGUGGCGCCCACAUGGGUCCGCAUACAUUCCAGACCCUUGUACUGCAGGCGGCGCGGGCAAUCGAGUAUCUGCAUCGAAGAAGAAUAAUCUACCGUGAUCUAAAGUCGGAAAAUGUUUUGGUUUGGGAGCUUCCGCAGCCUCACACCGAAGACAGUCCUCGCAACCAUGUGCACAUUAAGAUUGCCGAUUACGGAAUCAGCCGGCAAACCGCUCCCAGCGGAGCAAAGGGUUUUGGCGGUACCGAGGGCUUCAUGGCUCCCGAGAUUAUACGCUACAACGGUGAGGAGGAAUAUACUGAAAAGGUGGACUGUUUCUCAUUUGGCAUGUUCAUAUAUGAGAAUAUCAGUUUACGGCAACCUUUUGAAGGACAUGAAUCCAUAAAAGAGUGCAUCUUGGAGGGCAGUCGGCCGGCUCUAACGCAAAGAGAGACGCAAUUUCCUACCUGCUGUUUGGAUUUAAUGGUUCUCUGCUGGCAUGAACAACCGCGUCGCAGACCUACGGCCAGUCAGAUUGUCUCCAUACUCAGUGCCCCGGAGUGCAUUCACCUGCUGGAUGUGGUUGCCAUGCCGCACAGCGAGAAGAUUGUGUGUGGAGUGUUUCAGUCGCUAGUCGGCGUGGGCGAUGAAGAGCGGUGCGGACUAGAGCUGUGGCUGCCCUCCUUCGGCUCCCGUAUCGACAUCCUGGACUGUUCGCCUUCCGGCAGCCUGCUUCAGUGCAACAGCAUCAGUUGCUCUCCGCAACCACAGGCGCCGCCUAAGCCCGAAAACGGGGCCCACUCACGUGCCCGUUCCGCACAACGAUCGCCCAAAAUGAACAUGCUGUGCUGCUGCCUAGUGGGCGAGGCCAUCUGGAUGGGCGACGUUUCUGGCAACCUGCACUCCUAUAGCACCUCCACUUACGCCCACUUAUUUUCUUACAUGCUCGAUCCGGCCAUUAAGUCAGCUGUGAUCAGUCUAGUCUACAUGGAAAGGAUAGCUCGCGUGGCCGUUGGUACACAUAAUGGUCGGGUGUUCCUGGUGGAUGCCACUCAAGUGCCCAGCAACUGCGCUUUUGCCGAGGGCUCAUUUGUGCUCACAGAGAUCUGUUCUGGUUUUGUUUUACAUGCUGCUUGCUCAGUUUUUGUGGAUGGAAACUAUGAACUAUGGUGCGGCGAAAUUGCGGGAAAGAUAAAUGUGUUCCCAUUGAACGAGACCGGAGUUUCCGGCCAUCAGGCUCUGUGCCACAGCGAGGAGCCCAAUUUAAUAGAAGACGUCAAGGUGGCCCGUAUGUGCAGCAAUGACAGCCACGUCUUCAGUUGCCUAUAUCCCGGCUGCAUGGUGUAUCAGUGGGGCGUGGUUUCCAAAAAAAUAGAGAACAAGCUGGACUGCUCCAAGCUUCUGCCUUGUUCCGAAUCCCUGCAAAGCAUUGCGAUCGAUGAGCACGUGAACUUGAUAAAGUGUCAGAUUUCUGCACUAGCAGCUCACAAUACUGAGCUGUAUAUUGGAACCACCUGGGGUUGCCUGAUCGUGGCCGAGCUGCACACCCUUCGUCCUAUUAGCGUCUUUCGACCCUAUGAAAAUGAGAUAAAAUCCAUAAUAACGCUUUCUAAUGACAAAGUGCCCCUGAUCGCUACGAUCGGUAGACGAUAUCGCUCGCUAAUCUCACGCUACGUAGACUCCGCAGAGACAUCCACUAUGGGCUCUGCCGCCAGCACACCCACACAUGGUGCAGCCAAAUCCGUGCCACCGGCGGAUGUGGAUAAUCACAUUCAUUGCCUGCUUUGGCGCGCUAAGCACUGGACCUAAAUUCGAUCUCAUUCGAAAUAUUUGUUGACGUAUUGUAUUUAAUAUUCCACUUACACACACAAAAUUGUUAUGCAAAGUGCUAAAAAUAAGGAAUGGUCGCUGAUUAGGAUUUAGUUUCUGUCAAACUAGUGUUAGCUUAACUUACUUUUUGUAGAAAGUUAUAAUUUUACAGAUUAUACAAUUUGCUUUCUUGCCAAAUUAAUGGUGCAACAUAACUUAUAUUAACCUUAAAUCUCAUUUAAAAAACUUUAUCUUGUAAAGUGUUUUACAAGUGUUUAAAGCAUUUACUUUUAUUUGCUAUGACCUAUCGAGAUUUUACGUUUUCAAAAGUUAUAACUUUUUGUUUAAAGAGAGGUGUUUUAAUUUUUUUU